Vitis vinifera (wine grape) is the source of this 1465-nucleotide messenger RNA. RefSeq names its product protein LPA3. The transcript has 10 exons. The record is from RefSeq and is a predicted model, not a curated record. The coding region runs from base 64 to 1032 and encodes 322 amino acids. NCBI's taxonomy places the organism in Eukaryota, Viridiplantae, Streptophyta, Magnoliopsida, Vitales, Vitaceae.
AAACAUCCUUGUUGCUAACAGCAAAAACGGAAAAGCUUACUGGGAAAGAAGGGUGGUUGUAAAAUGACGUUAUCCACCAUUCCAAUAGCUUCCAGGAUUUCCAUUCCCAUUCCUUCUCUUCAAAAUCCGAAGGUCCUUAGCUGCAGAAGUUUCCAGGUUAAAAAAGAUGGGAGUUUCUGUGGUCCAAAAAUUGCCGCUUUCAAGAUGUCUAGAAAUCUUGAAUUCAAGGCCAAUUCGGUUUCAGGGGAUAGCAGUGCCUCCGUUGGGUUUAAUGUGCCCUUUCCUAGUGAUUAUUCUGAGAUUCUUGAACAAGCAAAAGAAGCAACUGAAUUGGCUUUGAAGGAUAAAAAGCAGUUGAUGGAGAUUGAAUUUCCAACUGCUGGACUUGAAUCUGUACCAGGAGAUGGUGAAGGAGGUAUAGAAAUGACUGGAAGUAUGCAGUUGAUUCGUGAGUUUUGUGACAUCUUCAUAAAUCCAGAGAAAGCAACAAGGACCAGAAUAUUUUUUCCCGAGGCCAAUGAAGUUAAAUUUGCAAGGCAAUCCGCUUUUGGAGGAGCUUCAUUUAAGUUGGAUUAUCUGACAAAACCAUCUUUAUUUGAGGAUUUUGGUUUUGUCACAAAAGUCAAAAUGGCUGAUCGGGUCAAGCCAGAAGAUGAACUGUUCCUUGUCGCCUAUCCAUAUUUUAAUGUCAAUGAAAUGCUUGUUGUGGAAGAGCUUUACAAUGAAGCUGUGGUGAACACUGCUCGGAAGCUGAUUAUAUUCAAUGGGGAACUUGAUCGGAUAAGAUCUGGGUAUUAUCCACCAUUCUUUUAUCCAAAGUUGGCUGCUCUUACCAAGAGCUUGCUUCCUAAGAUGGAGACGGUGUAUUACAUUCACAAUUUCAAAGGACGCAAAGGAGGAACUCUUUUCAGGUGCUACCCAGGUCCAUGGAAAGUCCUCAGAAAAGUGAGGAAUGAAUACAUUUGUUUGCAUCAACAGGAAGUGAUGCCAUCCCUCAAGGAAGUCGCCUUGGAUAUUCUUCCCUCAGCUUGAAGUUUUUUAUUUCAGUGUUCAGCUUCAAAUUCUUGUUUGCCUAUGCCGAACGGCAACUCUACCUGACUUCCUUGAGGAAUGUCUAUCUCUAAGACAAAAGGUAUGUAGAAACAACAUUCCUGCAGGUGCCAAGCUUUAUGAUUCAUAAAUUAUUUUCCCAUGUUCCUAUCCUAAACAUCAUGUAGCAACUUCAAUGUACUGGAAACUUGCUGGUCAUGAUGCUAUGGAAAAGCAGGGUUUCUCCAUCCAGAAUGUGAAGAGAUACUUGGAAGGGUUUCUGUGUUUGCUUUUUGUAUUAUAUUUCUUGUAACGUCUUCUAAGAUUAAAAUUAGAUUAAGUGUUGUAAAGAGUUCAGGAUUAACAUAUCUCAUGUAUAAACAUAUUUGCUUUCUGAGGGGAAGAUGCUGAAAUGCAUGUGAAUAUUUUGAUUUGA